CAAGAAAUCAACCUCCUCCUCCAUCCUCCCCUUUGAUUCCAGACCUGACAUCUCCCUUUCCUCAAACAAAGAUUAUUACCACCAGACCAGAUAAUGUCUCAGCUGUGGUCAGAUCAACAGCAUCAUGAGCAUGUGGUCUUGACUAUAGCGGGGGAUUUCCAUGUUCCACCUUGAGCGCAAGGGAUCCAAUCAGCCGCAGAUCACAAUUGACAGGGAUCCAUGUCCAUCACCAUCUCCAUUAUUAUUGAUGGUCUGAUCCAUUCAGCCUUCUCCAAAAGAACAUACGGUAAGCAUUAUUGUCUUGACAUUUCCAUGAUCACACACAUAUCGAAGUAUUUGAAAUAUUCUCGACAAGGCAGGUACAUUUGGACAAUCUCACCGUUCAGCCAUCAAGACACUAUCAAGAGUCUAGCAUUUCAUCCCUCCUAUCGAUCCCUUGCCCAAACCAUCGUGACCGUCCACCCCACCUCACCACUUCCCCUCAGCUGAGAUUCCACGUUCCUAGAAACGUGUCAUCAGAACAUACUCUCACCACCACCACCACCACCACUCCUCCAAAGACAUGCCACCAACUCCCGCCAACUACAUUGCCUACACUGCGCCGGUCAAUCCAGCGAACGCAAGUCCCGUCCUGACCACAAGCCAGAUCUGGAAGGCGCUGGAGAAGAAGGUGGCCGCAGGACAAGAUUUUGUUGGGGGUGCGAUUACUGCUACAACGGUUCUGUCCACCUCAACCACACCCGAGGGCAACCCAGUCACCGAGCGUGAGGUCACCUUCCGCGAGGGAAACCGCGUUGUCCACGAAACAUGCAUCUCAUUCGAGCCCAUGAAGGUCGAGUUCAUCCAGCCUGACGGCAGCAAGGUCCAGAACGUCCUCUCCCAAGGCCCUGGUGGUGAGCACGACUUAUACCUCAGCUACACUUUUGAGUGGUUGCAUGAGGGCGCAACCCCGGAUGAGUUGGCUGUAUUUAGAGAAAAGGAAUGGAAAGUCGCUAUCAUGGCUGUAGAAAAGACUAUCGAGGUCAUAAGGGCUAUGGUUAAGGAUGGGAAAAUACAAUAGCUUGAAAAUGGUAAUCUGGCUAUUGUCCAGUCUUCUAUGGGUUCAGCAUCCAGGCCCUGAAUUGUCAAAGAAUAUCAGAAGCAUUCGCUGCAUCUUGACAGGAAGUACAUUUCGCUACUAUGCAUAGUAUGGCUGGUUAUCA
Molecule: messenger RNA, 1202 nt
Organism: Exophiala mesophila
Lineage: Eukaryota; Fungi; Ascomycota; Eurotiomycetes; Chaetothyriales; Herpotrichiellaceae
Exons: 1
Coding region: 563-1060 (165 amino acids)
Source: RefSeq, a predicted model, not a curated record